Musa acuminata AAA Group (dessert banana) is the source of this 1960-nucleotide messenger RNA. RefSeq names its product protein WVD2-like 3. Bases 663 to 1736 code for a protein of 357 amino acids. NCBI's taxonomy places the organism in Eukaryota, Viridiplantae, Streptophyta, Magnoliopsida, Zingiberales, Musaceae. The transcript has 7 exons. Gene Ontology annotation, molecular function: microtubule binding. Gene Ontology annotation, biological process: microtubule cytoskeleton organization. The record is from RefSeq and is a predicted model, not a curated record.
AUCGCUAUUCCCGAGGGUGGCGGACGUAGGGAAGGGAAGGGGAGCCAAGGUAAGGAGACCGCCUUAGAACGAGCUUUAGAUCUAUCCGAUCGGUGCUUGGAAAAGGAUUUCGUAAGUAACGUCUGUCGAUCUCCUCCGUUUGGGUCUCUCAUUGUUGGUUCUCCGUCUGUUUCGAUCCGUAAGCUAUGGAAUGCGUGACGGAUUGCAUUCGGGAGAGCCAGAUCUCCGACGGAUGUUUGAGAUCUGGUGCUGUUGUGCGGAUUUUCUGCUAAUUCUUUUAUCCAUUUUGAAUCCUAUCCACCCUUUGAUUCGGUGCGAACAGGCGUUUUCGGUGUCGGUGGAAUGCGCUUUCUGCUGUUAAACUGAUUCUUUCCGAUGGCUCUAGUGACGUAAAAUAAUGGUCUGCUUUCCUUCCACUUCCUCAUUGGCCUGUAUUGUAUUCUUUUACUGGGGAUUCCUUCAAUAAAAUACUAUUCAGGUAGGGCAAGGAGUUCGGCCGUCGCUUUUCUGUCUUGAAAUGAACAACAUUUCAAGUAACAGGGCUGUCUCAUUUGCUCUGUCGCAUUGGUAUACCUUCAAAUGAAUCGCUGUGCGUUGUCGCCUUCAAAAGCAUCACUUCCGCGAAGGGUUUGGUACUUAUUUACAGUAAGGAAGGUACAGUAAUGCCAAUGGAUGAAGAAGGAGAUAGUGUCACACCUGAACCAAAUAAAACUACUCAUGCUAUCCCUCCCAAAACUUCUACAGUGACUGUGGCAGAUGAAGCUACAGAUAACAAUGAGAAUAUUGCAAAUUCUGAUGUGGUGCAUGUUUUACCUCAUAUUAGAAGUUUGAGUUUGGAUAGGGACAUGACAGAAAAGAAGUAUGGUGAUCAGAAAUCAAUAAGUCAUAUGUCAGCAGCAUCAAGUUCUGCCAAGGCUGUACGAUCUAACCACACUGUUCCUCAGCCAUUUGCUCUUGCAACUGAAAAGCGUGCUUCUAGUGCAAAUCGUGCUUUUGUUGCUGAAGCUGCUAACGAGGGAGACAAAGAUCCUAAUGCAGAUGUGCAAUCGUCCGACGUCCAGAAGAAGGCUCAGAGUAACUUAACAGUCACGUCUAGGAGGCCAUUGCAUCCUGAUAACAUCAUGUACUCAGAUGAAGAGGAUUCUUGCUCCAUUACUUCUGCUACUGCACCUUCUAUAAGAAAUUUGAAAGUUAAUACAACAGUGGCAAUUGCCCCUACAUUCAAAUGUAGUGAACGUGCAGAGAGGCGGAAGGAGUUCUAUUCAAAAUUAGAAGAGAAACAUCAGGCUCUCGAAGCAGAGAAACUUGAAUGUGAAGCUAGGACCAGGGAAGAGAAAGAGGCAGCUCUAAAGCAACUAAGGAAGAGUUUGAAUUUCAAAGCAACGCCAAUGCCUAGCUUCUACCAUGAGGGGCCUCCGCCAAAGCUUGAACUAAAGAAGCUGCCUCCAACUCGGGCUAAAUCACCCAAGCUUGGUCGACGGAAGAGCUGUAGCGACGCAAGCAAUCUGGCUUUAGGAGACUACGGUAGGCAUCAACAUCACAAUUUUGGUACUUCUGAGGAUCCUCCGAACAAGUUACAGAGUAAUACCAAGAACAGUAACACAACUAAAGCCAAAGAAGGGGUUAAAUCCACGAGGGAGAAGUCUAAGCAUCAAGGUGACGAGGUAGCAGCUCCGGCUCCCUCUGACAACACUGUGCAAGGUCAAGCUGACACUGGUGUCAGUGUGCAGCCCUGAUGCUGCAUUUCCAUGCUCUUUUGAUCCUUAAUUUUUCUUAAAUCCAACCUAUAAUUUAUCUCUACAUGAAAGUGUCAGCUUUUGUAGAUUGGUAACCAAUGUGAGAAAUCGUUGUCACUGUUGUCAAUUUUGUAUCUAUGUUACGAUCCUGACAGUCGGUGAGAACUGCUGGAAAUACUUGUCUCGUUAACCUUUUUGAUUUGAAUUAUAAACUUGAAGCAGAA